Molecule: messenger RNA, 2741 nt
Organism: Balaenoptera musculus (blue whale)
Lineage: Eukaryota; Metazoa; Chordata; Mammalia; Artiodactyla; Balaenopteridae
Product: glutathione S-transferase theta-4
Exons: 9
Coding region: 106-1314 (402 amino acids)
Biological process (GO): glutathione metabolic process
Cellular component (GO): cytoplasm
Molecular function (GO): glutathione transferase activity
Source: RefSeq, a predicted model, not a curated record
GGAGCCGGGGGGCCCUGGAGCCUGGCGGCCCGAGGGUCUGUGUGCUGGUGGUGUCUGCCAGAGGGGCAAAGUGAGGUCUGAUAAAAUGCUGUGCCAAGGGCCGGCAUGAGGCACGCGUCCAAGAGAAGGGCCGUCUGGCGGGAGCACCUGAAACCCGAAUUCCUGAAGGUGAACCCCCUGGGGAAGGUGCCUGCCCUCAGGGAUGGGGACUUUCUGGUGGCCGAGAGGCAGCCUGUGGAUGCCGUGCAGCUGGAGCAGCUGUUGGGGAAGCUGACGCCUGCUCUGCAGCACCUGGAUCAGGAGGUCCUGGCGGCCAGGCCCUUCCUGGCCACUGAGCAGGUCUCCCUGGCGGAUCUGAUGGCAUUCACAGAGCUGAUGCAGCAGGGGCCCAGCAUGGGCCUGGAGCUCUACCUGGACCUGCUGUCCGCGUCAUGCCGCGCUGUCUACAUCUUCGCCAGGAAGAACAGCAUCCCUUUCGACUUCCAGUUUGUGGAUCUGCUGAAAGGUCACCACCACAGCAAGGAGUACAUCGAGAUCAACCCCCUGAGGAAGCUGCCCAGUCUCAAGGAUGGAACAUUUGUCUUAUCCGAAAGCGUGGCCAUCCUUUUCUACCUGUGCCGCAAGUACAGUGCACCCUCGCACUGGUACCCGCCAGACCUGCACACGCGCGCCCGCGUGGAUGAGUUCAUGGCCUGGCAGCACACAGCCAUUCAGCUGCCCAUGAACAAGAUACUCUGGAUCAAGCUGCUGAUCCCGAUGAUCGCGGGUGAGGAAGUUCCAGCUGAGAAGACAGAGCAGGUGCUGGCAGAGGUGAAGAACAACUUGAAGCUCUUCGAGGAAAAGUUUCUGCAGGAGAAGAUGUUCAUCACUGGGGACAACAUCUCCCUGGCCGACUUGGUAGCCCUGGUGGAGAUGAUGCAGGAGCUGGAGGGUCAGCGUGGGACAAGGAGAAGAACACAGUGUUUCUUGGUCAGUCGGCCAGGAUCCUGGAUGCCUCCUCCUCCCGCUGGACUCUCCGGGAAUUGUCCAGAGGCUUCCAAAGUGUCCUUCCAGCCAAAGUGCCUCUUUUCCAGAGCUCCAGACAGAUGGUUGUGCAGAGCAGCUCCCUGGCUCUGGCCCGUGGCGGGCAACCAUAACGUCUUCCUGAGCAGCUCCAAGCUGGCCGAGUGGCGCAUGAGGGUGGAGCUGGCCAUCGGCUCCGGCCUCUUCUGGGAGGCCCACGACCGGCUGGUGAAGUUGGUGGAGUGGGACUGCUCCACGCUGGACCCGAUGGUCAAGGAGAGGAUCUGCGAUUUGCUGCAGAAGUUCAAGUAGAAGCAGCCCAGCCUGCAGGCCUGGCCGGCUCAGCCCCCGGCGCCUCCUACCUUAGGGAAGACGCUGAAAAUCACUGUUUGCCUAAUAAAGAACUGGAACAACCACCACGGUUGCUGAGCCUGGGACGCACGUCUGAUGUGGUGGGUCUGGGGAGCGGUCACAAGUCCCCCCAGCUUCCAAAAAGAAUUUGAAAAUUAAAGGUUAAACAUGAUUAAACUGUCAAUAAUAAGAGUUGAUGACUUCAGUGCUCUACUUUCACUAAUGGAUGAAAUAGUGAGACCAAAGAUCCCCAAGGAAAUGGAUGAUUGAGCAACACCCUAAACCCAUUGGCCUGCCAACUACACAUAGCACUGCACCCACAACACAGAAUACACGUUCUUCUCAAGGGCACAUGCAGUAUUCUCCAGUUUAGACCCUUUGUGAAGCCAUAAAAUAAAUCCCAAGAAAUUUAAACAGACUGAAAUCAUACAGUGUGUGUUUCUGAACACAGUGGAAUGAAAUGAGAGAUCAACAACAGAAGGAAAACUGGAAAAUGAAAUAUCUGGAAAUUAAACAAUCCAAUUUUAAAUAACCAGUGGAUCAAAGAAGAAAUCACAAGGGAAAUUAGAAAGUACUUUGAACAAAUGAAAACAAAAACACAACACACCCAAACUUAUGGGAUGCAGCAGAAGCAGGACUAUGAAGCAAAUUUAUAGCUGUAAAGGCAUACAGAUCUCAAAUCACAACCAGCAGAAGAAAAGAAAUAAUAAAGAUUCCAGUGGAGAUAAAUAGAGAAGAGAAAAACAGUAGAGAAGAUCAAUGAAACAAAAACUGGAUUUUUGAAAAGGCUGUCUCCUGUGCUGUAGUUUUCAGCAAGACCCUGGAUCAAACUUCACUCACAACACUCAGGUUGUGCUUUUUUUUUUUUCCUUUCAGCAGACAGUUACCAUUUUUUUUUGUUGCUGAGAAUAAUUAAGAACUACUCAGCAAAUUUCAGGUAUACCAUGCAGUGCUGUUAACUAUAGUCACCAUGCUGUGCAUUAGAUCUCCAUAACUUACUUAUUUUGGGUAUUCAAAACUUCAUACCUUUUGACCAAUAUGUUUCCAUUUCCCCUCUCCCCCUCCAGCCCCUGGUAACCACCAUCUACCCUCUGCUUGUUAGAGUUCCACUUUUUUUAGAUUCCACACAGCAUAAGUGAGAUCAGGCAGUAUUUCUUUCUGGGCCUGUCUUAUUUCACUUAGCAUAAUGACCUCCAGGUUCAUCCAUGUUGUUGCAAAUGACAAGAUUUCCUUCUUUUCAAAGGCUGAAUGAAAGAUUCCUCUGUAUGUGUCAGUGUAUAUUCUCCAAAUUUUCUUUAUCCAUUCACCCCUUAACAGACGCUUAGGUUGUUUCCAUAUCUUGGCUAUUGUGAAUAAUGCUGCAAUGAACAUGGGAUUACAGAUAUCUC